CAGAUGAGUUUGGGGGGGCUCUGUGGGGGGGUCUCAGCCCCCCUUUUUUCCCCCUUCCUCCCCCAGGUGUCCUGGAGCCUGGAGCACCGCCACGCCCAGUCGGGCACCUACGAGGUGAAGUUCUUCGACGAGGAGUCCUACAGUGCCCUGCGCAAGGCCCAGCGGAACAACGAGGACGUGUCGCGGAUCCGGCCCCUCUUCACCGUCAACGUCGAUCACAGGGGAGCCUGGAACGGGCCCUGGGUGUCCACGGAGGUCGUGGCCGCUGCCAUCGGGCUCGUGGUUUAUUACCUGGCUUUCAGCACCAAGAGCAGCAUCCAGGCCUAAGGACCCCCCAAAAAACCCCCCAAACCCCCCCCAAAAUACCCCCCACACAACGAGGGGGUGCUCAGGGCCGGGGGGGGGGGGGGAGGGACACCCCUAAAACAGCCCCUCCCUCAAAGGCACGGCGGGGGCAGGGCUGGGAAACGACCCCAAAAAUAUGGGAAAUGAUCUCAAAAAUAUGGGAAAUGGUCCCAAAAAUGUGGGAAAUGAUCCGAAAAGUAUGGGAAAUGAUCCCAAAAGUGUGGGAAAUGGUCCCAAAAAUGUGGGGGUUCCCCCACCCCAGCUUGGGGUGUCUCCCCUCAAAGGGGGGGGGCUGCCUGGAGACCCCAAAAUUGGGGGUCUGGAGUGUGGGUGUGUCCCUCCCUUUUAUUCCUUUUUGGGGGGGUCCCACAAAUUCCCCCCCCUAUUCUGGUUGUACCCCAAUAAAAACAUGUCUUCUCCCCCCAAAAUUGGGGGUUUGGA
This is a messenger RNA of Corapipo altera (White-ruffed manakin), 786 nucleotides long. It is a transcript of the gene SSR4, whose product is annotated as signal sequence receptor subunit 4. NCBI's taxonomy places the organism in Eukaryota, Metazoa, Chordata, Aves, Passeriformes, Pipridae. Gene Ontology annotation, cellular component: endoplasmic reticulum; endomembrane system; membrane. Bases 4 to 327 code for a protein of 107 amino acids. The record is from RefSeq and is a predicted model, not a curated record. The transcript has 3 exons.